AUGGAGCUGAAGUCCGAGCAGAUUGCUCAAGGCAGGCAGUCGCUCAGUCCUGGAGGCGACCGAACGAUAUCGCUGCGCGAUUUGCGCGUGACUGCCAUCGCCAAUCUCGGUGUGACCAGGGACGGCUACGAUUGCAUCGACUUGAGCAACAACGAGAUCCGUAAGCUGGACAAUAUCCCGCUGCUGCCCCGUCUGCGAACGCUGGUACUGGCUGGUAACCGCAUUAGCAAGAUCUCCGACACGCUCGGCGAUUCUGUGCCGAAUCUGAGUUCAUUGGUGCUGGCAGGGAACAACAUUGCGCAACUUUCCGACUUGAGUCCGCUUUUCAAGUUGAUAAAGCUGGAGCGGGUUUCGCUGCUGGACAACCCAGUCAUCGCAGUGCCACGCUUCACGGAAUACAUGGUGUUCCGUCUGCCUUCCUUGCGCUACCUGAACUUUUGCAAGGUCGCUCAGAAGGAUCGCCGCUCAGCUGCCGAGUUCUUCCGCACGGAAGAGGGCCUUUCUUUGCUUAGGGAGCACGGUUACGACCCGUUCGCAUCGCUCGGCGGCGUCAAAGAGCGCGCUGAUGUGCUGGCCAUGAUGGAGAAGACGACCGAUGUCGGUUCGUUGCUGGAACUCGAGAAACGGCUGAUGCAACCCGAGUCCGGCGUUCCAUCGGCAAUAUAG
Babesia bigemina is the source of this 666-nucleotide messenger RNA. RefSeq names its product U2 small nuclear ribonucleoprotein A', putative. The record is from RefSeq and is a predicted model, not a curated record. Gene Ontology annotation, molecular function: U2 snRNA binding; protein binding. Gene Ontology annotation, biological process: mRNA splicing, via spliceosome. The transcript is spliced from 4 exons. Bases 1 to 666 code for a protein of 221 amino acids. NCBI's taxonomy places the organism in Eukaryota, Apicomplexa, Aconoidasida, Piroplasmida, Babesiidae.